AUGCUGGCAGAACUUUCCGUAGCUUCAUUUCGCAUCAUUGGAAGAAUUUUCACGUUGCUAUAUUCACCGGCAAGCGGUGAAAACCCCGUGCACAGCAAUCGGUGCGGUUACCUGGCAGUGUCGGUGGGUGCACUUUUGCUGAUGGUGUUGACCUGUUCUGCCAUAGCCAAUGCACUGGCUGAGCCCGUGGCUGAGAAAGACUGUCGGUCAGCCCCUUUUGCGCUGCAGGUUCUGGGGUCUGGUGGGCCUAUUGCGGACGAUGCCCGCUCGUCCAGCGGAUACCUUGUCUGGAUCAACGGAAAGGCACGAGUGUUGGUGGAUGCCGGUAGCGGAACGUUUAUCCGCUUCGGUCAGGCCGGCGCCACUUUCAAAGAUUUGGAUCUCAUCGCGCUCAGUCAUUUCCAUGCUGAUCACGCAGCGGCGCUCCCGGCGCUGCUAAAAAGUGGGUAUUUCUCUGAUCGCCGGCGGCCGUUGGCUAUAGCCGGCCCCUCAGCUGGUGGACCCUUUCCGUCUUUGAAACAAUUCCUGACCCGGUUGCUGGAUCGCGAUCACGGUGCCUUCAGCUAUCUGGCUGGCUAUCUGGACGGCAGCGCCGGUCUGGCUCAACUGCUGCCGAUGACUGUGGAAAUGGGCUCAAGCGACAUCACUGAAGUCUAUAAGGAUGAUUUGUUGUUGGUGACUGCGCUUGCGGUGCCCCAUGGCAUUGUUCCCGCAGUGGCUUAUGCCAUUCACUCCGAAGGGAAAACCAUUGUGCUUGGCUCCGAUCAGAAUGGCAGCAACCCCGAGUUUGUUCGUCUCGCGAAGAAUGCUGAUCUUCUGCUACUGCAUGCGGUUAUUCCCCAGGACGCGGGUCGGGCAGCCAGAGCACUGCACGCAACGCCCAGCCGGUUGGCGGACAUUGCCCGUGCCGCAAACCCUGCUCAGGUAGUGCUCAGUCACUGGAUGGCCAGAAGUCUGAACGUGCACGAUAAGAUUCUGGCGGCGGUUCGAGCCGGCUACGACGGGCCGGUGGCCGCAGCCGAAGACCUCGCUUGUUACUCGCUGUCUGGCCGACCUGCUGUACAAUAG
This is a messenger RNA of Nerophis lumbriciformis (worm pipefish), 1068 nucleotides long. The record is from RefSeq and is a predicted model, not a curated record. NCBI's taxonomy places the organism in Eukaryota, Metazoa, Chordata, Actinopteri, Syngnathiformes, Syngnathidae.